AUGGACAUCACAUGCACCGCAAAAGAGCCAACCACUCGCACAACUGCAUAUAAACAACACAUGCAACGCACCAGACACUUCCACUCGCACACCUGGAUAUUGACAACACAUGCACAUCACCAGACCCCACCACUCGCACAACUGAAUAUGGACAACACAUGCACAGCACCAGACCCCACCACUCGCACACCUGUGUAUGGACAACACAUGCACAGCACCAGACCCCACCACUCGCACACCUGUGUAUGGACAACACAUGCACAGCACCAGACCCCACCACUCGCACACCUGUGUAUGGACAACACAAGCACGCACAAGACCCCACCACUCGCACACCUGUGUAUGGACAACACAUGCACGCACAAGACCCCACCACUCGCACACAUGUGUAUGGACAACACAUGCACAGCACCAGACCCCACCACUCGCACACCUGUGUAUGGACAACACAUGCACAGCACAAGACCCCACCACUCGCACACCUGUGUAUGGACAACACAUGCACAGCACCAGACCCCACCACUCGCACACCUGUGUAUGGACAACACAUUCACAGCACCAGACCCCACCACUCGCACACCUGUGUAUGGACAACACAAGCACGCACAAGACCCCACCACUCGCACACCUGUGUAUGGACAAGACAUGCACAGCACAAGACCCCACCACUCGCACACCUGUGUAUGGACAACACAUGCACGCACAAGACCCCACCACUCGCACACCUGUGUAUGGACAACACAUGCACGCACAAGACCCCACCACUCGCAAACCUGUGUAUGGACAACACAUGCACGCACAAGACCCCACCACUCGCACACCUGUGUAUGGACAACACAUGCACGCACAAGACCCCACCACUCGCACACCUGUGUAUGGACAACACAUUCACGCACAAGACCCCACCACUCGCACACCUGUGUAUGGACAACACAUGCACAGCACCAGACCCCACCUCUCGCACACUUGAAUAUGGACAAAACAUGCACCGCACCAGACCACACUACUCGCAAACCUGCAUAUAAUCAAAACAUGCACGGCACCAGACCCCACCACCCGAACGCCUGCAUAUGUACAACACAUUCACCGCAACAGAUCCAACCAUUGGCUCACCUGCAUAUGGACAACACAUGCACCGCAUCAGACCCCGCAACUCGCACACCUGAAUAUGGACAACUCAUGCACUGCACCAGACCCCAACACUAG
This is a messenger RNA of Biomphalaria glabrata, 1206 nucleotides long. Its product is annotated as mucin-6-like. The coding region runs from base 1 to 1206 and encodes 401 amino acids. The transcript has a single exon. Lineage: Eukaryota; Metazoa; Mollusca; Gastropoda; Planorbidae. The record is from RefSeq and is a predicted model, not a curated record.